Messenger RNA from Orussus abietinus, 3423 nucleotides. It is a transcript of the gene betaCOP, whose product is annotated as coatomer subunit beta. The transcript is spliced from 10 exons. The record is from RefSeq and is a predicted model, not a curated record. Bases 248 to 3124 code for a protein of 958 amino acids. Gene Ontology annotation, cellular component: COPI vesicle coat; cytoplasm. NCBI's taxonomy places the organism in Eukaryota, Metazoa, Arthropoda, Insecta, Hymenoptera, Orussidae. Gene Ontology annotation, biological process: endoplasmic reticulum to Golgi vesicle-mediated transport; intra-Golgi vesicle-mediated transport; intracellular protein transport. Gene Ontology annotation, molecular function: structural molecule activity.
UUUCGGAACAGCAGACCAAUUUGACACGUACUUGAUUCGUGCCGUUCGUGUUUCAUGUGCCGAAACUGUUGAAAAUAGUCUUAUAGUAUAUUUCCCACAUUUUUAAUAGUCAGGUAUGGAAACGUUAGUCAGUGCAUCGGAAAUUAGGAAUUAGCGAUUUAAGUUCAAUUUUGGUGAUGCCACUCGAACACGCUUACCUGUAACAUUAGACAGACCUCGAGGAACGAAUUUUGAACAAAUAAGAAAAAUGAGUACCGUGGCCGAACAGCCGUGUUACACCAUUAUCAAUAUAGCAUCGGAUACCGAACCGUUGAAUGAACUGCAAUUGAAGCAUGAUCUAGAAAAAGGAGAUGUUCAGACAAAAGUCGAUGCACUGAAGAAGACGAUACAUAUGAUUCUCAGUGGUGAAAGGCUCCCCGGACUUCUAAUGACUAUUAUCAGAUUCGUCCUGCCUUUGCAGGAUCAUACGAUUAAGAAACUUCUGCUGAUAUUUUGGGAAAUUGUUCCUAAGACAUCACCGGAUGGCAAGCUGCUCCAAGAAAUGAUUUUGGUAUGUGACGCUUAUAGGAAAGAUCUACAACAUCCAAAUGAGUUCGUUAGGGGAUCUACUCUUAGGUUUUUGUGUAAGUUGAAAGAACCGGAGCUUCUCGAACCCCUAAUGCCACCAAUAACUACAUGUCUUGAGCAUCGACAUUCGUAUGUUCGCCGUAAUGCAAUCUUGGCCAUUUUCACAAUUUAUCGGAAUUUUGAGUUCUUGAUACCCGAUGCUCCAGAGCUGAUCGCCAAAUAUCUAGAAGGAGAACAAGAUAUGUCCUGUAGGAGAAAUGCAUUUUUAAUGUUACUGCAUGCCGAUCAAAGCAGAGCAUUGGCUUACUUAGCUGCGUGUUUGGAUCAAGUGCCCAGUUUUGGAGAUAUACUGCAACUGGUUAUAGUCGAAUUGAUCUAUAAGGUGUGUCUUGCCAAUUCAUCCGAAAGAGCAAGAUUUAUCCGUUGCAUUUACAGUCUAUUAAAUUCACCCAGUGCAGCAGUUCGUUACGAAGCAGCUGGCACUUUAGUGACUUUAUCCAGUGCUCCGACAGCGAUAAAAGCUGCUGCAUCGUGUUACAUUGAGUUAGUUGUCAAGGAAAGUGACAACAAUGUCAAAUUGAUAGUCCUUGAUCGUCUCAUAGCCAUGAAGGAUAGCCCUGCCCAUGAAAGAGUCCUUCAGGACCUUGUCAUGGAUAUCCUUCGAGUAUUAGGUUCUCCAGCUCUGGAAGUCAGGACGAAGGCGUUAGCUCUUGCGAUGGAUUUGGUAACAACGCGUACCAUAGAAGAAAUGGUACAGUUGUUGAAGAAAGAAGUAUUGAGAACUGCCGGUGGCGAACACGAAGAUGCUGGCAGAUACAGACAACUCCUUGUGAGAACUCUUCAUGCAUGCUCUAUCAAAUUCCCUGAUGUCGCAGCAACUGUCAUUCCUGUCUUAACCGACUUCCUUUCUGAGAAUAACGAGGCUGCUGCCACAGAUGUAUUAGUAUUCGUUCGCGAAGCCAUUCAACGAUUCGAACCCCUAAGACCGCUAAUCGUAGAAAAAUUACUGGAGGUGUUUCCUCAAAUUCGCUCCGUCAAGGUCCACAGGGCGGCUCUGUGGAUUCUAGGUGAAUAUGCAACUUCGAAGGACGACAUCGAAGCAGUAAUGAGUCGUAUAAGAGCUGCUUUAGGAGAAUUGCCACUUAUCGAUGCUGAAAAUAAACGACAAGCUGGUGAAAAGCAGCCUGAAGAUGGGACCGCCCAAAUUGCACCGGCACAGCUAGUUACCUCCGAUGGAACGUAUGCGACUCAGAGUGCCUUCAGCACAGCAACUGCGGGGAAGAAAGAUGAGAAACGUCCUCUGUUGGUGCAGUACAUGAUGGAUGGAGAUUUCUUCAUCGGCGCAUCAUUAGCCACUACUCUGGCGAAACUUGCUCUCCGUUACAAAACUCUUGAGAAGGAUGCUAAGAAGAGCAACAGACUGCAAGCUGAAACUAUGCUUGUCAUGUCUAGCGUUCUUCAACUGGGUCGAUCUGGACUGCCUUCAAAGGCAAUGACUCAUGAUGAUGCCGAAAGGGUAUCUCUAUGUUUGAGAGCUUUGGCAUGUCCUACACCGCUUGUGCAAAGCGUCUUCACCGAAGGUUGUCGCGAGGCCCUUGGCAGGAUGCUGACUGCGAAAGCUGAGGAAGAUUCGCAGAAACAAAAGGCUAAGGAAAAGCCUGGCAGUAUCGUGCAAGUGGACGACGCGAUACAAUUUUUGCAACUGAACCGCAGUUCCGAUUUAACCGGAGGUGCUGGAGACGUCUUCGAGCAAAGUCUCAGUGCUGCCGUGGUUGGCAGACCUGGAGCCGGAGGAGACGUUCCAGCUCCAAACGCUCUGAGCAAAGUUACCCAAUUGACCGGAUUCUCGGACCCUGUUUACGCCGAAGCCUUGGUUCACGUCAAUCAGUACGACAUUGUUCUUGACGUCUUGAUUGUCAAUCAAACGGAAGAUACCUUGCAAAACUGCACCUUGGAACUCGCCACCAUGGGUGAUCUAAAACUGGUGGAAAGACCCCAGCCGAUUGUUCUUGCUCCUAGGGACUUUGCUAGUAUCAAGGCCAACGUGAAGGUUGCCUCCACCGAAAAUGGCAUUAUUUUUGGGAAUAUUGUGUACGACAUUUCUGGAGCAGGCUCUGACAGAAGCGUUGUCGUUUUGAAUGACAUUCACAUCGAUAUCAUGGAUUACAUCGUACCGGCGACAUGCACCGAUGCUGAGUUUCGACAAAUGUGGGCCGAGUUCGAGUGGGAGAACAAAGUGUCCGUUAAUACCACGCUUUCGGAUUUGAGAGAAUAUCUUGCCCACUUGUUGAAGUCUACCAACAUGCGCUGUCUCACGCCAGAAAAAGCUCUGUCUGGACAAUGCGGAUUUAUGGCGGCGAACAUGUACGCGAAGUCCAUUUUCGGCGAGGAUGCUUUGGCCAACUUGUCUAUAGAAAAACCGAUGAACAAGUCGGACGCUCCCGUGGUCGGGCACAUCAGAAUCAGAGCCAAAAGCCAAGGAAUGGCUCUGUCUCUCGGAGAUAAAAUCAACUCCACGCAAAAAGGGCCUCAGAGCAAAGUUGUUCAAGCUGCUUAAUAUACGUUCUUCGCUAACAAGGACCACCCUGUAUUUUAGAUCACUCGAGACUCGGAUUGAGUCGACCGCGAUUAGGGCGAUAAUUUUUUUAUAAGUGUCGUCCGGAAACGAUAACGAGACUCUUUGGUCUUCACGUCCAUUCAUGUUAUUCACGAGAGAGUUGGAUCAAGAUCCAACACAUUCUACCGCGUUAAGACGCGAUAUUUUUACGGACUCGUAUGAGUAUGUACACAACGGGCGCAUAUAUGCGGAAUGACCUAUGUACCGCUAGAUGAAGGAAUAAAAAUAUAUAUGUACCA